GUCGCGACUGGGACCAUCCGCGCGCACGAGACGAAGAUGCGGUUGGACCGAUGAAGCGCAACAACUCCUACUUCGUUGGUUUGCAGCUCCGAAGAAAGGAGGAUGUUGACCAGCAUGCAACCGAAGACGUUGAGAAUCCUCCCGAGGCCGCUGUGGAUACCAAUGCCGAUGAGUGCACGUCCAGUUCCUCAAGCUCCUCGUCCAGCAGCAGUGCUCUUCCUGUAGUGGACACUAUGGGAUGGGAUUCCCAAUGGCACGAUAUCUGUCAGCAGACGACUGCCUUAGAUCGGAGAUGCUCCGGCUCAAAGAAGCGGUCGCAGACGUUGAAGAGUCUUCUUAAGAGCAUCUGCGUCGCAAAGCGACGCGCUUUGAAGAGCCGGAUUCUGACAGCUAUGGCGGCAGCCAAGUACACGUACAUCCAGUACUGUGACGCUCACAAGCACAUCAACAUCACCGACGGAGAGCAUAGUAUCCGGGACCUCCCGCUUGUAGACUCUCCUCUCAUCAAAGGCAAGAAGUUCAAGGAGUUCUUUCACUUAGUGAAGAAUGUCUCCUCCUCGGACUACCAAACGAUCGUGGACGUCAUGAACUCGGACCCAAACCGAAUAGGUCAUCUACCUGAUUCUGUUCGUCCACGAGAUGCGCUAGGGGACCAAUGCAAACUCCAGCUCGUGAUAUGGCCUCAUCAGGACAACGACACCAACACCGUGCUGAAAUUCUUUCAUUCGAAGGCCCAGUUCCGCUUGGCCUUGCCAAAAGCCUUUUGUGCCCAGGAGGUGAAAGUCCUGAACUACGCCAGCUGCGAUAGCUCCGAUUUGGUGAAGAAGGCCUUCCUUCGCCUCUUGUUCCGCAUACCAGGUGAGAUGUGGAUGACACAAAGUCUUGGACAGAAAAACAUCACCAAGGUGAAGGCAAACAGCGAUGGUGACAUGAAUUCGGACCCCAGUCCAGAAGAGCUCAAGGCCAAGCACGAGCAGCUCCUAUGGUCCUUGUUAAACAUUCGCGACAAGGACAGUCCGAUCUAUGGUUGGCCACAUCAUAUUGUGGGCAAAGCGUGUGCCAACAGGGCCACCGGUAACAGUCAAUCUGAACCGGAAUACUUCUUCCCCCUGCUCCUCCGUGACCUGAACAGCGAGUUCCAGCGGACGGCGGUGCCGAUGAUUCUACCUACCAUGUUGAGCCUUGGUUUGAUCAUUCUCGGCAAGCCGGGCAUAGGCAAGACUCCUGCGGCGAUCAUCAUGGUCAUGUCUGUGGCUAGAUUCUUGAUACAGUCCCGCAACAUGGAUGGCUUCCUUCCGGGAUGGCGUCGCUCUAAGCAGAUAGAUGGGUUUAGAGAGCGACCUGGUGAAGUCCACAUCCCUGUCAUCUUGGACGACCCGCUCCUUCCCUCCAUCAAUGUCGAAGAUAUCAAAUCAUUUCUUGAUGUGGGCGAAAAUGGUUUGGUAUCUGCUCGAUAUCGUGCAGCCAAGUUUGUGCAGAAUCAGUGCCGGGUUCUCCUCAACGAUGAAUGGUGCCGCGACAAGGAGCCGGAGUACGUUGGCCUGUCCACUGCUUCUGUGAUCAUUGCCGGUGAUAAUGCGAUCUAUGUACGGUUGGCUUCAGAACACCAAAGCCAGAAGAUCCUUUGCGUCAGCAGUGGUGGGAUUACGGAAGAUUGGUUGCACGAGACCAACAAGCCGCAUUACAAUCACUACAAGAACGGACAACACACCAAGUACGCGGACUUUGAUCAGUAUGUGGAAGAAGAAACGAACUUAGUCUCCGAAUUGCUCGCCUCGCCGGAGGAGAAGGAAUACCUACGCAGGGGUGCUACUUACGAUCGCUGGAACGAAGGAUUUCCGACGGCUUCGAAUCCCGCGACUCCGCAUCGUGCCUCAGCCGCAGCAGCCUCAAGUCCUGCCGAUCGCCACCAUGAAGAAGCCGUGUCCGCCAGCCCUCCCAUCACAGCCCCGCCGGCCAAGCAAGCCAGGAUUGACUUGAACGAUUCCGAUGCUGAGCCAUUGUCGCCAGAUUACGAG
This is a messenger RNA of Symbiodinium necroappetens, 2018 nucleotides long. The record is from the annotation of a GenBank genome assembly. Lineage: Eukaryota; Dinophyceae; Suessiales; Symbiodiniaceae.